UGUUGACGAUGAGUUAAAUGAGCAGCGACCUGUCUGAAGUCCCACAGUGAGGAGGACGGAGAGCAGACAAGAUGGACAAACUUCUUCUGCUCAUCAUGGCUGCAUCAGGGCUGAGUGCUGUCUCAUCAGCUGCUAGACUUCAGUACUAUUUUGUUUAUGACAGGAAGAACUUUACUGAAGCCCAAAAAUACUGCAGAGAGAAACACACAGACCUGGUCACUGUAGACAACAGGGAGGUUAUGAAGAUCCUGACCAACACGGCAGAUUUAGACAACAUGGUCUACUCCAACAACAGCUACGUGAGUUCACUUUUCUCUCUUUCAUCUCAAAGUCUUUCUGACAGCAGCUGGAGGUGGUCACUGUCAGACCCAAGUUUCUACAAACCCGGGGAGACGGAGUUCAGACAAUGGAUGGCUGGAGCACCAAACACUGGAGACAUUGGAAAAGUCUGCACACACAUGCAUCUUGAUGGACUCUGGCACGACUACAGUUGUGAUGGCAGGUGGUAUACAGUCUGUGCAGAUGUCAGAGGGUCAAAUGUGACUUUUGUCUUCAUCAACACCUCUAAGACAUGGACUGAAGCCCAUAAUUACUGCAGAGCUAACCACACAGACCUGGCCAGUGUGAGGAACAUGGCAGAGAAUGAGAAGAUAAAGGCGAUGAUAGCUGCUGGAGGAGACUAUGCCUGGAUCGGCCUUUUCAGAGACUCCUGGAAGUGGUCAGAUGGAAGUACCUCCUCAUUCAGCUUCUGGAAGACCGGGCAACCUGAUAACAAGAACGGGAACGAGACUUGUGUGGCUGCAGACUUCAGCCAAUCAGGAGCCUGGGAGGACUGGCCCUGUGACAUGGAGAGAGCGUUCAUUUGCUACGGUCCAGCGGUUCCUGUUUCAAAGAAAGUGCUGAAAGUGAAGUUUGAGAACAAGAAGAAUCUGGAUCUGAAUGACCCUGCUGUGAUGGAGGCCAUGUUGAAGCAGCUGAAACAGAAGCUGAGGGCCCAGGGGCUGGACGACAACAUCAAGCUGAGCUGGAGGAAGCAGGCCGAUGGAAAAGUCUUCCACAAGGAAGACAAGAAGACCAACAAGAGGAGGAGGAAGAGGGAGGAGCUGUAAUGUUGAGUUGCUUCCAUCAGAGAAAAGUCUGGUUCUUUCCUCAAAGAUGUGACGGAGCAGAAUAGAGCUGCA
Messenger RNA from Perca fluviatilis (European perch), 1181 nucleotides. RefSeq names its product lymphocyte antigen 75-like. Bases 72 to 1109 code for a protein of 345 amino acids. NCBI's taxonomy places the organism in Eukaryota, Metazoa, Chordata, Actinopteri, Perciformes, Percidae. The transcript is spliced from 6 exons. The record is from RefSeq and is a predicted model, not a curated record.